CCUAUAGACCUUAGUACUAUCGAGGCACAACGUAAAAAUGUUAAAUGUUAUAAUUGCGGGAAGAAAGGAUACGUAAAGAAAUACUACCGAGCUCCUAAAAAAAACAGUAAUAAGAAAUUCACACCUGUCCCAGAGCCCAAGGAAAACCAAGCUAUUAAUACUAUACGACCCUCGGAAGACUAUAAUAUCCUACACUUCUUAGCGUACUACGAUAAUAACUAUUAG
This is a messenger RNA of Trichoderma harzianum CBS 226.95, 225 nucleotides long. RefSeq lists its product as hypothetical. NCBI's taxonomy places the organism in Eukaryota, Fungi, Ascomycota, Sordariomycetes, Hypocreales, Hypocreaceae. Gene Ontology annotation, molecular function: zinc ion binding; nucleic acid binding. The transcript has a single exon. The annotation marks the transcript as partial. The record is from RefSeq and is a predicted model, not a curated record.